This is a messenger RNA of Esox lucius (northern pike), 6097 nucleotides long. It is a transcript of the gene efnb3b, whose product is annotated as ephrin-B3b. Gene Ontology annotation, biological process: ephrin receptor signaling pathway; axon guidance. Gene Ontology annotation, cellular component: plasma membrane. Bases 1150 to 2196 code for a protein of 348 amino acids. The transcript is spliced from 5 exons. Gene Ontology annotation, molecular function: ephrin receptor binding. The record is from RefSeq and is a predicted model, not a curated record. NCBI's taxonomy places the organism in Eukaryota, Metazoa, Chordata, Actinopteri, Esociformes, Esocidae.
GCUUCUGCCUGCUAUUCGGAAUGGUGGGGAUUUUUUUUUAUUCUAACAUACACCUCCCCUCUUCCAAACAACCAUUCAGUCUGUCAAUGUGCUCCGUGCAUUUGGCCAGUCAAACGAGUAGGAUGUUAAACUAGUGAGACGGGAAUAUACCGAAUCGAAAAAUUGCCGGACAAGGAAAGCUAUCCAGAUUCCAAAAUGACUCUGUACAGCGGUUCCAGCUAGUUAUUAACAUAAGAAUAUAUGUUAAACUGGUAUUUUUUCAUUUCAAGUUUUCUUUUGCUCUUACACGUCUGGUAAGGACAGAAGUUGAAUGAUUGCAAAUCGCCCAGCCUUCAGUUCUCUUUCUAUUUCAGUGGUUUCAUUUGUUGUUUGAUGGGAUUUGUCAUCACCUGAGUUCGUAUAUUUUAAUUACAAUCAUUUAGGAAAUAAUCUUGGAUUUACUUACUGGACGGAGAGGACCGUACAGUGCAUUUACAAAUCCUGCGAGAAUCCAGCAUUAACAAAUACUUAUCAGGAUGGAGCUGCUGUUUUGAACGGGAGAUAAGCUUAUUUCAUUUUUAGCAGUUGCGCUCGUGUGUGUAAGCUUUUAGGACCCUUUCUAUUUCGGAGAACUUUAAAGAAAAUAAGAAGUAUAAAGGAAUGGGAGAGAACCCGAUGAUAAUCGUGGCAGAGAACAAGAGAACAUUGUUUGGGAAACCACAAUUAUAGGGAACAUCAACCCACAACAGAAAUAGCUUUCGAGCGCGCAUUGAAUCCGGAUAGAAAUCGAUUUACAGGAGAUCUUUUGUGGAAGUGUGCACAAGCCAUUGAACAUCGCUUUGAGGAAAAAAAGAGGGACUAACGACAAAAUAAUCAGAAAGUCAUGGGAUUUGAAUAGCAAUCUAUUUCUCCUGGAAACGAAAAGAUAAAUAUUGUCAAAUUACGCACACGAAGGACGCAGCACUUAUGAUCGGUCAACGGUCACGACUAAAUCAACUUUCUCUGCCAUAGUUCAGUGUUAAUUAUUGCGCCGUGUGCUACAUUUUCGGCUUAUAUCCAUGCGGUUGCCCAGGGACGAUAUCUCACCCCGCAUUGAGUGACUCACCUAUAGGCUAGGUUUGGAAAGUCCCAAUCUCCAACCUCAUUAGAAAAUAUACCAUUUAUUUUAAAAUGGGGUUAAAUGAUCGGGUUUUCGGGGUUGCAAUGGUGUGUCGGAGAAGUGGAUGUAGAUUGGGAUUUCUGCUGAUAUUCUUACUGGAUUUACUGGGGUCGGCGGCUACGAACAUGGAGCCGAUCUACUGGAAUUCCUUGAACAAAAGGUUUCUGGACGACAAGGGCUACAUACUUUACCCCCAGAUCGGGGACCGCCUGGACCUCAUCUGUCCAUCGUCGGAGCCGCCUGGCCCGCGGGCCCCCGCCGAGUACGAAUACUACAAGCUGUACCUGGUGUCGUCGCGGGAGCAGGCCGACCGGUGCGAGGUGACGGGCGCGCCCAACCUGCUCCUCACCUGCGACAAGCCCACCAGCGACAUGAGGUUCACCAUCAAGUUCCAGGAGUACUCCCCCAACCUGUGGGGGCACGAGUUCAAGACUAACGCUGAUUACUACAUCAUUGCCACGUCAGACGGGACGCGCCAGGGCCUGGAGAGCAUGAGGGGAGGGGUGUGUGCCACGCAGGGCAUGAAGGUGGUCCUCAAAGUGGGGCAAAACCCCUAUGGCCUGCCUCCGAAACCUGCCAAACCAGACCAAAGUGCGGGCCGUACCAACACCCGGACUACAGGCGGUUCCGGCAACGCCACCCAUCCCAGGGUUCCUAGCGGCGGCGGGGACUCAGGCGGUGCCGGGGGCGAGAACGGACCCCUCCCCCCCUCCAAUGUGGCCGUCAUCGCCGGCGCGGCGGGAGGCUCCGCCUUCCUGCUCCUGGUCACCGCCGUGAUCUGCGUGGUGUGUUACCGGCGGCGACACGCCAAACACUCGGAGUCCCACCACCCGCCCCUGUCGCUGUCCUCCCUCACCAGUCCCAAGAGGCAUGGCGGCGGACACGGCAGCGGUAACAAUAACGGCUCAGAGCCCAGUGACAUCAUCAUCCCGCUGCGGACUUCUGACUCCGCCUACUGCCCUCACUACGAGAAAGUGAGCGGGGACUACGGACACCCGGUCUACAUCGUCCAGGAGAUGCCCCCCCAGAGCCCUGCCAACAUUUACUACAAAGUAUGAGGUGUGGUCUACAUGACAAACCACCGUACAACCACCCGAUCCAGUCCAGAACCACCUAGAACCCAGCUACAAAAGUCUCCCACUGAUGGUCCCCACUGUCUCUUUCUUAGUACCCCAAUACAGUAUCUGAUCCCCAGACCAUGGUGAGAUCUGAUCUUCCCUAUCCAGACCAAGGCGUGAUCAGAUAUGCCCUAUCCAGACCGAGGCAUGAUCUCAUCUGCACAAUCCUACCCCAGGUGUGGUGAAGAUUCCUUGAAUACGCCCUCCACUUUCCUGAAAUGUGUCACUAAUGUUCAUGCAGAGAGUUUAGUAUGUAAAUCCACCACCAGCCCCUUCAAAUAGGACAGCACUGGCAAGAGACUCUGGAUUUCACUCCGUUUCUUUCUCACAGCUGCCAAACACCACGAUGAACAUAACAAACAUACCCCACAACCAGGAACCCUGAAAACCCACCCAGAGAACUCUGUAUCUCUCCAGUGCCCCGGUCCACAUUCAUAUCUACCUGGUCCCAGAAGGGCCCGAACUCUGACUGUGGCCUCUGAUGUUAGAACUCACGAAAAAGGAUCCUAGUUUCUUUGUGUUUUUAUGGUUUCUCAUUGGGCCAUGGGCCUAUGACUCUCGUCAAAUCAGAAAGCUGGGCUCGGGUUAUCAGUGCCCAAGAUAUGACCAAUCGAGUCUUGACAUUCAGAAUCUUGUAUAUUUUAAUAAUGUUUGUGUGUGUUGUGUGCGUGCGUGUUCGUUUGUGUGUGCGUGCGUGUGUGCGUACUUGGUUGUGCGUGCUUGGGUAUGUGUGGGACUAGGACCAUAAUUAUGACACUGCUGUUGCACUGAAAAGUGUGUGCCCAGUUAGUGUACUUUAGUACAAGGUGUGUGUGUGCGCGUGUGCGUGCGUGUUUCUCUUUGUGUAUAUGCUACGUGCUAGCGAAUGUGCGCAUUUGCGCAGGUGUUCUUUAGACUUGUCUUAAAAACCAAAACACAAAAAAGUGGGUGAAUAUUAAAAAAGUGAGAUUUUUUUUAUCGCUAUCAACACUCAUAGAUUAUAUAUGAAUAUGAAUAUCCAGUAAAUAAUUUUUAGAUGUCUUGAUUUUUCAAAAUUGUUCUUUUUUUUAAUUUUUAUUCCUCCACUUGUAAAACAUCACUUCUUCUGUUAUACUGAUGCUAUUUUAUUAUCCACAGUUUUUUUUUUUUAAACCUGGCCUUUUUUCUUCCCCCUCUGCUGCAUUGUAAAUUUAUUUAAUCCCAUUGUUUUUUGUUGUUGUUGUUUUUUAGUCUCCCCGUCACUCUCAUCACCCCCGCCCUAACCCCCCUCCCCCCUGGGCCUCCCACCCCGUGUAUAUUUUUAUAGCUCUUGUACUAUGCUGUAGUUUUGAAGUUUAGACCUCGUUUGUGGAAGUUGUUGAGGUAGAAACCAUCGAUGAAAGUUUUUUUUCAAAUGCUUUUUUGAACAAGACGAAAAAGCAAGGGGGGAAUUGAACGAGGGAGGGUUCCAAAUGAAAUGAAAUGAAAGACCGGGAACCGGAGUCACUGUCUGGAGGAAAAAAAGAAACCUGAAUGUGGAACUUUUGUAAAAAAAUAAAUAAAAAAAAAAGAGUAAAGAAAAGACUAAAGGAGAGGGAGAUGGAAGGAGAGGGGGAGGGAAGGAGAGGGGGAGGGAAGGAGAGGGGGAGGGAAGAGAGAAGGAUCCCUGGGAAGGAUAGAGUAAAACGGUGACUGUGGCAGAAGAGAGGAGUCGUUUCUUUAAUGGAGUGCUGAGAACGUGUGAUGAACCUGAACUGGGGAGUGAAGGAACAGACACAGCUUACAUGGAUUUCAGGGCAAAAACCUCACUGUGGAAUAUGAGGAGACAUUUAAUCUAACACAUAAACACACAGACACACACACACACACACAGAUAAACACAUUCGAGAUACACCCGACACAUCUUUCAAGGUCAUUUCAAAUUCGCCGCUUUUCCUCUAAAUAACCUGAUAUUUUAGACACUUUAAACUGAUUAUAAUGACAGGCAAACCCCUCACAUUCUCGUUCACAGACAAACACACUCACCCACACGCAUACAAACAUACCGAAUGCACGUACAUUCAGAUUCACACACGCGCGCACACACACAUACUGAUAAGCACUUGUAUUUCAUGCCACAGACACUGUCUGGCUUUCUCUGGAUCACUCUCUCUGCCACACACACUUGUUUUACUAUACUUGUGAGGACCUUCUGGGACCAAUAAAACGUUCCAUUCAAAAUCGCAUGUUCUCUAACCCCUAACCCUAAACCCAAGUCUAAAAGGCCAUACAUAAACAACAUAUAAGCCAUUUGUAUACUGUCAAAAUGUCCUCACAAGUCAUGAUUUACAUGGAUGACUAUACUCCUGGUCCUCACAAAUAUAGUAAUGCACUCUCACACUCUUAAACACACACACACACACACUGAUUGCUCUCAUGUGGCUCCCUAUUUCUGACACAGUCUUGGCUUUCUCCCAGUGAUUAAGUCAACCUCUGUGUGGUGGAAGGAUGAAAAGAGCAUUUGUGCUCCUUGUGUGUUUGUGUGUCUCCGUGUGUGUUUGUGUGUCUCUGUGUGUGUUUGUGUGCAUCCGUGUGUUUUUCUCCAACAAGUUCCUGUUUGUUUCUUACUCCGGCUAGUACUGGUUUUAACACCCUUAGACAGAAACAAAGAUGUUUUCAAAAGUGCUGCGUGUUAUAGUGCUGUACAGGCUAGCCACUGUCUAUUGUUGCUACAAGUGGUGGGCCAAUAUGUUUAAAACGCGCACAACCAGCUUUUCCUCUUACACAAAUAUCACAGCAAACAGCAGACUAGCAACGCGUCAUGUCCCGAAAUAUCCCUCAUGCUCAACAGGUGAAAGUUGGUUCCCAAGGCUUUAUUCAAAGUGUGUGUUAUUUAACUGUGCACCUGCUCAAAAGGCUUUAUUUGGAAUAUUGCUGUCAAAUACACCUUUUUAUUUCCAUGUGAUUUGUAUCCUGUAUUAUCUGUUCACAUAAAUAGUUUUGAAACUUGAAAGUGUUAAGGAAAGUGGACAAGAUGGGGUGAAAGGUUCACCUUGUCUCUAUGUACAGUCUGUCUCUACAAUAUUAGCUCUCUAAACCACUAAGGAUAUACUUAAAGAAAAACACUGGCUUCAAACUCUGCUCUGAUGUUUCAUCUGGGAUUUUGGUGUCCUCCAACGAUCAAAUGACCAAGAUGGCCACCGGCCACCAUGAGAAACAGUGGACUUUGUGGAGUUGCUACUCUGAAGAUGCUGAUCUUUCACAAAAUGGCUCCUUCUCUCCCUCUCUGGUCCCUCUCCACCCCCCAGUCUUCUCUUUCUCUCUGAGAAGAAUCUCCCUCCUGGACUCAAAGCUCAAGUUUUGUUUUAAUGUCGGUCAGUGUUUUGUAAAAAGGUUGUCUCUCUCUUUCACUGUUUGCUUUUGACUGUUCUCAAUGUGUUGGCUUUUUUCUCAUGGAUGCUGGAUCCUCAUUUCCAAAAGAGAGGUUUCUUGUUUUGUGGAAACGCAACCCCCCCCCCCCCCCAACCCCCCCGAAACCCCCAAUCCCCCAGCCCCUCGUUGGUGUGUGUGUGACUGUGUGUGUUUCUUUGUGCCAGCAGGUCGAGGUGAGGGAGAGCUGGUUGGCUCCUGUACGUGACGUGUUGAGACUUUGUAUUGGGAGACCACUGUGUGAAAUGGGUUCUCUGUCCCCCCUCACCUCCUCCUUAAGCCCUUCCUCCCCCUGCACCUCCUUCACUAUAACUCUCCUCAAUCUGCUCCUGUCCUUUCCUUCAUCACUACGAUCCCCCUUGACCUCCUCCUCUUCUCUCCAACACACCUCUAAAGAAUGGACAAAAACUAGAACAUUCCUGCUUUGGAAAAAUGUUGAUUAAAAAAACAAACAAAAAUGUUUAAGCACCACUCA